UAUUAGGGAGCCACUAUAACUUGUAGUGUCAGUUUAUGUACACAUAUUUCUGGCCGAGUUCGACAACCAUAUUUUAUUCCUAAAUGGUGCGACGAUGAAUUUUUUCUAUCAGUUCGCGGGGUUCAUUUUUCUCGCGAUAUUAGUCUCUGCUGAUUAUAAUAAUCCAUUAGAAAAUCCAAAUGUUUGCGGCGCGCCUGUAUGUAAACUUCCCGAUGAUGUUAAAUUCAAGUACGGCCCGGGAACGGCCCAAACGUACCGGUAUUCGGUCGAGGUAACGUCGCUUUUUAACGGCACGAGCAAGAACGAAUCGAAUCUGUACAUAGAAGGCGAAGCGAAUUUGGCAUUUCUGACACCUUGCGAUGGCGUAUUGACCUUAUCGGAUGUUAAACUAAGCGAAAACAUUCCUCCAGAAGGGUCUGAGACUUUCGAGCACUCUAAUAGCCAAGCGUUCGCCGACGCCAUAACCGCUUACACCUUGAGGUUCUCCUUUGUGGAUGGAAUCAUAGCCGAAGUGUGUCCGAAGGACGAGGAGAUCGAUUGGGUGCUGAAUUUUAAAAAAGGUAUUCUCAGCAUGAUUCAAAACUCCAUGAAAAGAUUCGAUUUAGACGAGAUAGUCGAAGAGGAGGACGUCAGAGGGAAAUGUCGUACUGUUUACAAAGUUUCCGGAGUGGAAGAGGCGACUUUGCUCAUAGAAAAGACAAAGGAUUUGGAAAAUUGCGAGGGCAGAUCAAAGAUCCAUUCGGCUAUACAAUCCCAAGCCGUCCCUAUUUUUCAAAAGAACCUACGCAAAGAUCACAUUCUAAAAUCGACCAGCCGGUGCGUGUUAUCGAUCGAUCAUCGGAUCUACAAAGAAAUCAAAUGCGAGGAAAACUACCUGCUGCAACCUUUCUCCAAUUACAAUCAAGGCGCCAGAACGAGCGUUGUGCAAAAAUUACAACUAAAAAGCGAACUCCCUGCUUUGGUGUCCGACGAAACAGAAAUUACCAGAAGGGUGCCAUUGACUUUCCACAAUAUCAUAACCGCUAAACCAACGCACGAGGAUUUAACGGCAUCAAAGGAAUCAAUCAGUUCACUGUGCAAACUGGAUAAAAUGCCCGAUAGGAUGGAGCUAGCCGAUUUGUUUAGCAAAUUCAUUCAUAGUUUACGGUCCCUGUCAUAUCCUGCUUUAACGGAACUUCACAGCCAAGCGGGAUAUGUUUGUCCAACAGGAAAGCGAUUCCUGUCGCAAGCCCUCCCGUUCGUUUCGACGAUCGGUUCGGUCUCUCUGAUGAGAGACAUCAUCCUGAACGAAAAACCAUCGGAAGGCGUCGCGAAAGAUUACAUAUUCUCGAUAGGGCUCCUGCCGAACCCCGACAGCGAGACGAUGGAAGUCGCGCUAAAUCUGCUCGAAGAAAAAGAAUUUUCCGCCGAUGCUGCCCUCAGCAUCGCCUCACUGACGCACACGUAUUGUUCUCAAACUUCUGUCAGCGAUUGUCGCAACGAUAUAGCGGUUUCCGGCAUUGUGGAAUAUUACGAGAAACAUCUCAGACAGUUGCUGGAGACGAAUAUCGACAGGAAAACGCACGACGAAAUCAUGGUGACGCUGAAGGCAUUGUCUAACAUCGGCGUGAUAUCUGAGGAUUUCGACCGGGAACUUUUUAAAGUUAUCGAGAAUUCGGAAGUCGACGUGGCCAUACGAGUGGCGGCAGUCGAAAGUUUCCGAAGGACCCCUUGCGAGGACACCAGAAGUUAUUUCGAAGAUGUAUUCAGGAAUCAGGAGGCGGACGCCGAGGUGAGGAUAGCGUCCUACUUGCAAAUUAUGAGAUGUCCGGAUUAUUUGAUGAUGAGAACCGUGAGACAUGCUCUGCUCGACGAGGAGGUUAAUCAAGUUGGUUCGUUUAUUUGGACGCACUUGAAGAACCUGUUGAAAUCAGCCAGGCCGAGUAAAAUCGAAGUGCAAACCUUGUUAACCGACAAAGACUUGUCGAAAAAAUUCGACACCGAUAUAAGGAAAUUUUCGAGGAAUUUCGAAGGAUCCUUGUACCUCGAGGAAUUCAAUGUCGGUGGAAAUUACGAGAGCAACGUUAUAUUUUCGACGAAUUCAUACGUCCCCAAAACCGCCAUGCUGAACUUGACCAUUGAUUUGUUCGGAGAAUCCUUUAACAUCCUGGAGAUUUACGGCCGAGUGGACGGAUUCGAGCAAUAUUUGGAAUCCUUUUUCGGACCGAAAGGAUCGUCGAAUGCGCUGAAGGAAGAAGUCAUGGAAACGCUGAGGUGGCCAAGAGACGCGAAAACCAAUGCAUUAAUUAACAGUCAAAUUAAAGAGCUGCCAAAUGUUGUCGACAAUUACGCCAAAGAACCCAAAGUGGCUUUGGGUUACAAAAUAUUCGGAAACGAGGCUAAUUACGUUACGUUCGCGGGCAAACAAGAAAUCGAAGAUGGCGUCAAAAACCUCGAUCCUAUUCAUCAUUUAAAGAAUUUAUUAUCAGGAAAGGAAAUCAAUUACAACAAAGCUGCCAUGUUUUUGGAUGGAAAAUACGUCGUGCCCUGCGGAGCUGGGUUACCUCUUUCUCUUAUAGCAACAGGAACAACAACAAUAAACAUAAAAUUAUACGGAUCUUUAGGUUCCAUUGGAAUCGGCGAUAAAAAUAGAAAACUCGAAGUUGAUUUGACGGCUGAUAUACAACCGACUGUUUCGGUGGAUUUUACAGGAGAGAUAUCAGUGGAUGCAUUCUAUGCAAGUACCGGCAUCAAACUGAAAACCAACUUGUACAGUGACACGGCUGUUAAAGGCGAGAUUAAAAUUAGGGAUACCAAACUAGCGAGCGUGAAGUUCAGCUUGCCCAGGGAAAAGAAUGAAAUUUUCGUAGCUAAGUCCGAGUUAUUAGUCAAAAAGAACGGAGUCGAAGAAACCCAACGGGGAUUGCAUUCGAAUAGAACUGAAAAUUCGAUGUGUUCUUGGCCGGCCGUAGACCAAACUAUUGGUUUGAAACUUUGUACAGAAUACGGUUUUGUACAUAUGAACAAAUUCGCAAAUAUCGCUGAUUUCAUCAUCGCUGGUCCGGCGAAUUUCCGAUUGUUUAUAGAAAAAGCAGACCCCACGGCGACGGUUUAUUUAUUCGAAUACAAGUGGGACAAACAUCCCCAUUCUAGUAUAAUAUCCGUGGUUUUUGAUACGCCUGGGUCAGCUGUAAAAAGGCUCAUUUCCGCUAAUGUAACAUUAGACAGCGCUUCAAACAACAUCACUAUCCUGAUACAGUCUCCUGCUGGGAAGGUUCUCGCCCAUGGAAGAUUCAAAGAUACUCAAAACGAAAAAUCUGUACAAAUCGAGCUGAAUAUUAACAACAUGAAGCACCUCGAAGCCGGAGCUUCCAUCAAAAUGAGCCACACUAAACAUGUAUACAAAUAUGUUCCUAAUUUGUAUUUGAUAGUUAAUGGAGAUAAAAUCGUUACGUUUACAGGUUCUGUGGAGACAUUAAGCAAGAAAGGCAUUUCUCAAUAUUCAGUGAAACGUCUAAAAUUCAAGACGAAGCGCUUCACGUCGGAGUUGUACGGGUACAUAAUGAAGGGCGAGAAUUCGAUUCAAGGCAGCCUCACCAACGAUUAUCAGUUUUUGAACACCAAGAAACACAGGGUCUCCUUCAGAUUCGGAGCCGGCGAUAAAUCCCAGAAGAAAAAUAUCAAAAUAUACGGAGCGUUUCUCAAUCUACUUUCGACCGCCUAUCCGAAUGUGAAUUUAGACGCGAACGUUACAUUCCACAGGAGCGACAACCACUUGGAUCUCGUGUUCAAGCUGCACCAAAAUCCAUUCCCUCACGAGACAUCGGGCUCCGAUUACAACACGUUCAAAUUCGAAACAACAGCAUCGCACGUUAUUUUAAUAGACGGCAAACGAACGUUCACCGUCGAAACUUCGAUAGCGCGAAAAUCCAGCAACUUAAAUCUGAAGGGCAAAUUUAUUUACGAAGUUUACAGAUCGCAAAUGAACGGCGCGCUCAUCGUGAAUUACGGCGAUAAUAAAGAGGUGUCCGCGACAGUUUAUUGGUUCCACCCCAGAAAGGCUCUAGCCGAGAUUAGCACGCAUAUAAACGUAACGAUACCGGCCUUUACGCCGAUGAUUGUGAGGCUGGACAUCCUGGAAAAGCGCUACCGAGAUUACUCCAUAAACUUCAAAGGCACCUGGUUCAGCGGGCACACGAUGAACGCCGCUGUUUUCUAUCAAGACAAGAGCCGGCCCCUAUCGUCCGAUCACCAUGUAAAGCUCCUCCUGAUGUCUCCCCAUUUUAAAGAUAUCACCAUUGACCUGCAAUUUUAUCGUGACAAUGACGUAUUGAAGUUUGAGCUCAAGGGGGACAUCGAUAAAAAUUACACGCAAGAUUACGGAAUAUCGUAUUCAUCGAAACUCCAAUCGACGAAUUAUACAGAAAGACAAGUUAAACUUAAAUACACAACAAAAUUAUAUUCCUACGAAGAUCGUGUAUACGAUGGGGAUUAUAAAAAAAUCGACGCCCAAAUCCACAUAGACGAAAUAAGAGAUAUUAUAUUUUCCCUCCUGUUGUAUAAUAUGCCCGAUAACAAAUCCAUAGAGUUCGAUAUUAAUUGGGACGCUAACAGACAAGCGAAUCAGAAAUUGCUGUUGACUGCUAAAUAUAAAAAAAGCGCACCUUUCGAUUACAUAGCCAAUUUUAUCGUCACUUACCCAGGUCACGGCAUAAAAGGAGACUAUAAAUUUUUAAUAGAUGGAAAACGACUAAAAACUCUCGUGAGUGUCUCGCGGGAUAUUGAAAAAACGUUCGCCAUCGAUUUGGAUAUCGUCCAUGAUUACGAUAAACAAAUUUUCUUAGAAAUGGCAUCCGAAUUGAAAACGCCGUUCGACAACUGGAAGAUAACGCGACUGAACGGGAGGUUCCAACACGAUAAGAAUAAAUACGAUUUGCGCGGCCUUUUGUCUUGGGAGCGACGCCAAAAAAUCGAACUCAGUUUCUUCGGUGAUUACAACUACACGGCUCCCGAUAAUAAUUUCACUUGCUUCUACAGUUGCUCAGUGUUUAGCACCAUUGAUAAAAUACCUAACAUCGAUACGAAAUUCAGUCAUUUGCAAAACGAUAAUACCUUCAACACAAACAUACACAUGAUGUACAAUCCUGAUUUCGUAAUCGUAUUGGACAGCCAAUGGGGCAUAGAAAAAGACAAAGAUUGCACGAGUUUAACCGGAAUCGUAAAUUCGAAGACCCCGUUUAAAGGAUUCAACAGCGGCUUCCUAGUCAGUAAAAUAAUGAUUAAAAACAAAAAUUACAUCAGAGGAGCGGCGCAUCUGAACUUGGAUCAUAAAAUGAUAGAUUUCGACAUGGAAGGAAAAUUCCUGAGGCUCUCGAACUGCAUGUUGGUUAUUAACGCUACAACGUUAACGGAUAAGUAUCAGCUGAGAUUUAUUAUAUCAGCCGCUAAGAGACAUGUAGUCGCUAUGAUUACAUAUCCAACAGGUGGUCUCGGUACUGAAUUAUUAGUCGGCGUAAAUAGCAUCAUUGAUUUUGAUAUCAAACUACACGUCGCUACUCCCAAGGAAUUCCUGCAAGAGUUGCUCCUCGUUGCUAAAUUGCAGCCGCAAGGGGCGGAUUUUCGCGUCGGAUGGAACUUUCUAUUGCUGGGAUUCUCCGGAGUCUGGCAUUAUGCUAAUUUUACAGACUUUGAAUACAGCUACAAGAUUUACACUCCUAUCGAUGGGUUUGAAGAAAAUGGUAUCGUCGGCAAACUCAUAUUCAAAGAAGGCUUAGACUUUGAAGUUUCUAUCAAGUUUUCCUACUAUAAGCUCGGAGUGAAACUUCUGGGACAACCAAAGCCAAAACCUCUUAAGGAAUUGGGCGUCAAAUUGAAAAAUGUCUACACGAGAUCCAAACAGACGCAGCUCCGGCAAACAGAAGAGAAAGAUUACGAUGAUCCACUUAGUUGGGAAGGCUUAAUAGAAUUGGAUGUCAUAAUUUAUCCUACAAUGAAAGGUGAAUUGGAAAUUGACCAGAAAGGAACGUCGUAUAUUUUACAAUCGAAAUUGACAAUGCCCCACGGAGUGGCCGAAAUCUUCGAUGAAUUCGAUUACGUUGAUAUAUUAAAUAUUAAAAACAAUCUGGAAAUAAUCACACCUUACAACAACACGAAGAAGAUAUAUUCCGAUUUCGAAAUAAACGUCGAGUCAGGACGCAAUUACGUAUUUGGCAUAACAUUUGAUUAUCUGAAACAAACAACAUUAAUAAAGACCGGCCUCUACGCCAAGUAUAUAGUGGAAAAAAGGACCGACAAAGAAAGGACGUACAACGUAACUCUAAAAGUUAAUACCCCAUUUAAAGCUUUGCCGAAGUUGAAUUUGUUUGGUGCUUUGGAGACUGAGGAGAAUUUUUAUCACACAACGCUAUUAUUCAACACAAAUAGAAGUGAUAUAUCAGUGGACGCUACUACCGAGAUUGACAACGGUCUUCUCGAGCUUACAUCCCUUUUCCAUGUCACCACGCCAAUCAUCCGUAUACCUCCCGGCGAAUUAAGAGUAAAGAAAUUAUUCUCACUAGCUAAUAAUUACGUCGAAGUGAUCCUCAAGAUGUCGGAGAAACUUAAAACUCCCAUAUACUCAAAAGUAUCAUGGUUGAUACGAUCUAGCAGCGAUUUUCGCGGUUUGCUCCAAUUGGAAACACCGUUUUCCGGUUUAGAAAAUACAACAGCAGGCUUGGAAAUGUACAUUUCGGAUGCAAGAUCAUCGGUGGAGCUUUUGCUUCUGGUUAAUCCAAUAGAAGCACGCGUAAAUGGUACUCUAACCGAUCGCAGUUUUAAGACAAACUCAGAUUUAUCAUUCGACGGUUACAAGAUACCGGUUGUCGUCGAUUGCGAUAUUGCGAAGCCUUCCAAAGACCGAAGAGACUUUAAAGGCACGCUCAAGUUAAGGGACAAACUGUUCAAAAUAACAGGAAACGCCGCUUUAAUGGGCGCCAUACCUGGAGCAGUUUCCGUUAAAUUUACUCCAGAGGACAAUAGCCCUUCCGUAACUUUUGAAUACCAAAUUAACUCAACAACACCCGAUAGAUACGAACUAUUAGGGAGCAUACGACAUUCGGAUAGAUUCACCAGUUUUAAUGCCAAUUUAACUACUACAGGCGAUCAUCAUUGGCAAGCUGAUUUUAAGGUUCGAACAUCUAAUAAUGAUACAUUCAUGGCGUACACGUCGGCGUAUUUAAGCAAAACGCACGCUAGAAUUGGCAUAAAUGCAAUAACGCCGAUUCCGAAACUGGAAAAUCCAAAAUUAGGAGCAACAUACGAGAUUAACGGAUUAAGAACCGAUGCGUAUGGAUUUUUCGAAUUGACCGAAUCUAGAGGACAAAUUAAUGCAAGUUACAUUUUCGUUUACAUGGAAAACAUGAUGAUCAAAGCUGUGGGAAAAUUCCAUAACAUAGAUUACGAGAGCCAGUCUUCAUUAGAAGGAUUUUAUGAAAAUCCCCAAUUAGCCUUCCACAAAUUUAAAGCUGGAGGAGAUAUCAAAAUAGACAGAUUAUGGGAGGCAUCCUCAAAUAUUACUUUGGAAAAUCCUCCGGAAUUGCACAAAGCUCUGGAAACACAUGUUAAAUUCCCUGACGAACACCGAGAAACUUACAGUUUAUUCGCUAAUAUGGAUUACAUUAAGUCUAUGAGGAAUAUAGAUUACCUAGUUAAAUAUAGGACUAGUUACACGAUGAAAAAAUACGGUACUUGGGGAAAGAUUUCCACCGAAGACAAACAGAAUUUAUUGGGCGAUAUCGAAGUUGAGUGGAACGGUGAUCGCUUCAAUAACUUCGCGAAUUUAAAAAGAUCUGAGGAAACAUUAGACUUAAUUUACAAAUUAAAAACCCCCAAGUUCGCCGAUAAAAGAUAUUUGGUUACGGAAAUUAAAUAUAAAGCGUUGGGCGAUCGCCACAAUUUUACAUGUGAAGCAUUUUCCCCCGAAGAUCGAUCAAUUGCAUAUGCUACAGUAGAUUAUAAAGAAUUGGCUAAUAUGAAUGGAAUGUUCAAUAUUUCCGUUCCACCGAAAAUUUCUGGCUAUAGCGGAGCGCACUUCAAGACCGAGACCAACGCUCAAGUAUACAAUCGCUACAUCAAGGUAUUUUGGGAUAAGGACAAUGCACUUUUAGAUAAUAAAUGUAACAUGAAAAUCGGGCCUUCUGUGCUGGAUCGUAACACGAAGGGUAAAUUAAUUAUUGAAUUACCCCUGACUACCAGACAUAUUGCCUUGGUUGACUAUGAUUAUGAUGAAAAAGAGAAAUUGAGCGUAGGCCAGGCCACGGUCAAUUACAAUGGUGACAGCGUCCUGGAGGGGAAAUAUAACCGGCUGUCUGAAUCCCAAGCGGGCAAGGAUACUGAUACGGUCCACGUAGAACUCCAUAAUGAACUGGUGCCCGUUGGAGCGGAUUACAUUUACAAACAUGAGUACGGAAUGCCAGAAGACGCAACAACGGAUAAGCGCCACGUCCAUUUAUACAAUUUGAAAAAUCAAUCGAAAUUCAACGUUUCCGGGGAUCUGGAUAUAUUAACAAAGUGGAGUGGCCGUGAAUAUAAGCUAACUGCCGUCCACUCAAAUAGGAUUGUUAAAUUCUGGACAGACUAUGACAUUCUGGAUAAAGGGUACAAGCAGCGUUCGAGGUUAGAGUUGAGCCCCUCCAAUUGGAUUGAAUACGACCUCAAUCUCUUUAACAAGAGCCGGGAUGACACGAUCGAUGCCCAGGAAGUUACUAUUAAUGUGAUCUAUCCUCGAAGAAGUUUCCUCGUUAAAGGUUUCUAUAACAUAAGUGAUUCAAUUGUGUCUACUGAUGUAUCACUGGUGUAUGACAAAGAUAAUAAGAGUGUUCAAGCGGGCUUAGAUUGGCGACGUGUUUCACUUCAACGUAAGCAAUUAUCGCUCCGUUUGAAACAUCCUACAUUCGAAAGGGAUGUAACGUUCGACAGCGAAUACGGUUACGAUAAAUCUUCUAUAGACGGGCAACUGCUGGUGAAAUAUUCAUUAGAUCCGAAUCGAGCGCUAACGUUGCGAGGCAAAGUAAAUGAUAACUCAAAUUCAUUGACCUACAACUACUCAUACAAUAUAUGGGCCGAGCACGUUGCAACCAGUUUGAGUUUAAGUUCGAACGGAGAUUUUUAUUGGAACCCCAGCGCUUUCGGCACUGAACACAUCACGGAUUAUCAUCGCUCCUAUUUGCCCUUUUCCAAAUCAGAAGCAUUGGCUAAAAUCAAUUUCGACAACAACGAAAUUGAGUUAAAGGUAGACAAUGUUGCAAGCGGAAAAUCUUAUUUCUGGGGAAAAUAUGGCGGGGAAUUUCCCGUUUACACGGCAAACAUGUCAGCCAUCUACGAUACUAAUAACACCGAAGGGGAGUUUUACGUUAAUUUGAAGAACAAGUUGCUUUACCUGAACCUCAACAUGACAGAAGAUGGAUCUCAAAGUCUUCACAUGUACGGCAUUAUCCCAGAUGCUCGUAGUGCUCACUUUGACAUUUGGAGGGAUUACGAUGACAAAAGGAUAUCCGACGUAGCUUAUUUCCUGCGAUUAAAUCAUUCUCGUCUGAUAAUGUCCACCUUAAAAUGGAGACCUGAUCUAAUUAGCGAUGUAACGACUGGUUUCCGUAAUAAUAUUAAAGAAAUGUACCAAAAUAUUCUUGAGGCGAUUAAUAAUAAUAAACAAUACAUUAGAAUGGAAACCGUAGAAGCGAUAAAUGGCACUCUCGAAGACGCUCUACCGUAUUUAUCCCAUUUCUCUCAAGAUCUUAGACACAUAACAAUCAUCGAGCAAGAUUUCAACGAUUUCAAAAUAUUCCUAAACGAAUCGUACGAAGCUAACGAAUUUUACAUCAAAGACAUCACGAACAUAAUCAUAACGCUUUUCGACGAUCUAGCGAUUAAAUCCCAACUGCAAACUCUACCGAAAAUAGUCCAAGAAAUUUGGAGCGUAAUGGGCGAUUCCGGGAAGAAAAUCAAAGAGAGCAUUUUGUGGGUCAAGGACAAGCUCGUUACUUACUAUCAAAAAGCCACGCAAUUCAUUCACGACUUACUAAACGACGAUCCGAUGGUGCACCUGAGCAUGGGGCUCGACAAACUCGUGGAAAAAUACGAUGAAUUCAUUAAAAAUUUGCACGUCGCUAUUAUUCAAUACAUGGAGAAUUUGUGGGCGCAAAUGUCCGCUGUGGUCGUCGAGCAAUGGCACAAAAUGCUGGCUAGCAUAGAACCAACAUUUUUGAAAUUCAUCCACUACUUGGAAUCGAUUGCUUGGCAUACCGGAAAGGAAUUUUUAGAUUUCUUGUACAUUAGAAAAAACGAAAUAAUCGAAUCGCCCUAUUUCCUGAGAUUCACCAAGUUCUCGCAGGACCUGGACAAGUUCUACAGAGACAUUAGAGGCAGUAACACAAUAGCGAGCCUUUAUAAAUACACGCAAAUAGCUUGGAAUUUCCUGAAAGAAAAAUACUUGACGAUAAUUCCUUUCGGUAAAGAAACGAUCGACGUUGUGAACGAAAUCGCGGAGGAGCUGAUGCAAAUCGGCGAAAUACCGUCCGUGAAGUUUUUGAUAAACAAAUGGCGGGAGGCAUUCGAUCGUUUUAAAUACUAUUACGACUAUUUCGAUGUGGAGACCAAAAUCCAUAAACUGUUUCAAAUAAUUUAUGAUAAAAUUUCGGAUAUGUCACUCACAGCGCUGGAAAUUGAAAAUAGGCAAAGAGAAGCUAAAACUAAAUUUUAUUUCGAACCCGACGAUGGGAUUAUGCUCCUUGAACAAAAAUUGCCGAUGCCUUGGCAUGCUUUUAACGAAACACCCAAAUUUAAGGAAAUUCCCGAAAUAAAAAAAAUAUUCGAUCUCCAAAGCUUCUUCGAAGAAACCGAGUUGUCGUUCUGGAAUUUGUAUUACGAUUACAAACCGUGGCUGAACCCUAGCGAAAUAUUGCCACCAUUUAAAGGACAUGCUAUGAUAGUAGGAUCGAAAUUCUACGCGACGUUCGAUCGCAAAUUCUACCAAUUCCGCGGAAAGUGUACUUACUUAUUAGCCCAAGAUUUCGUCGACAGAAAUUUCACAAUUCUCGCUUCGUACGAUCAAACGGGCACCACCAACGAAUUGUUACUGAUCGUUAAAAAGGAAAUUGUCCGAAUCGAUUUCUUCAACGACAGAGUCCUGGCCGGAGAUUCGAAAGUAGAAAGGCUUCCCAUGCAAAUUGGAGAAACAUAUCUUUAUAAAGAUUCGGGGUUAUUCAAAGCGGAAAGUCAGCUAGGAUUUAUCUUGGAGUGUAAUAUGAAGUUCCAUACCUGCAUGUUUGAAAUGUCUGGAUGGUAUUACGGUAAAACAGCAGGUUUAUGGGGUACUUACAAUAAUGAGCCUACCGAUGAUUUCUUAAGUUCCAAUAAAACUAGGGUUAGCGAAAGGGGAAUUAAGGAAUUCGGAGACAGCUGGGCUUUGGAUAAAAAAUGCAAGAACGGCGAAGCGGAAAAGUACAAAACGCUAAAUCGCUCCGAAGUACCCAAAGACAUAUGGCUAAUGUGCGCAGAUUUCUUCAGCAAUACCGUAUCGCAGCUGAGCACGUGCUUCCCGCGGGUCCCUAAAGAGAGCUUCCUGGAUAUGUGUUUGAACAGCAAAACGCAAGAGGAAGCCUGCAUGUCCGCCGUUUCGUACAUCAACCUUUGUUCGUACGCAAACACCCCGCUGAGGAUUCCCGAUACUUGCGUCAAGUGUAAUUUACUAAAUGGCUCCGAGUACCGGGAAGGUGACUUCAUUCGAUUACAAGGAAGCCAUGUUCCGCAAACUGCGGAUAUCGUUUUUAUAGUGGAAGCGAAGGACUGUAAUAAAGACCUAAGAAAAUCCAGAAGUUUCGAUAGCGUUGUCGAAUCGUUGGAAAAGGCGCUCGAAGAACAGAACAUUAAAAACAACAGAUACGCGGUGGUUAUGUUUGGAGGUUUCGGUGUGUACGAUGAACCUAGAAGUAUCGUCAUUAAUGGACAAACUUUUACUGAUGCUAAAAACGUUCAUCAAUAUUUCGACAGCAUUUCGAUAGGACAAGGCAACAGUGAUAUAUUCAACGGUAUCAUGUUUGCAUAUAAUCUUCUAUUCCGGCCGGGAGUUUCAAGAAAUUUCGUUUUGGUACCUUGUUCGGAAUGUAACAGGAACAAUAUGCUUCACGACUAUUCGACAAUUCAUCAGCUACUCUCGGAAAGUGCCAUUUCUCUGCACAUUUUAAUGAACAAUCACUUUGCAAUGCAGAAAGAACGAGAAGUCAGGAUUCCAUUCGGUAUUGACAAGCGAUUCGCGUACACGAGGCGCGAUGCGAAAAGUCUAGCUGGAGAUCAGUCGCUGAGGAAGUCGAUUAUUCUCCCUAAAUCUACCUUAGGCAUUUGCUUACCUUUAGCUUUUGAAACCAACGGUACCGUCUUCAGCGCCAAGUGCUUGGAGGAGAAGAGAACCAGCAAAAAAGCCGCCGCCGUUUUCGGCAAAGCCGUCGCCCGGGUGGCGGCGCCCCGGCGAUGCAUCGAUUGCGAAUGCACCGCCCCCGACACGGGGGUGUCCUACAUGGAAUGCUUCAUCUGCACCAUGGCGAACGCCACCAGGAACAAUUUCGAGAUACCAGGUCUUGAUGACGAUGAAUUAUUUUCAUUCGACGGAAACUUCUGGCCUUUAUAAUCGAUACCAGGAACACAAUGGAAUAGAAAAUAAGCAUAUUUUGUAAAUAUUUUCAGGAAUUAAAUAUAUUAUAACAAUGUCUACAAAUGA
Molecule: messenger RNA, 12727 nt
Organism: Phyllotreta striolata
Lineage: Eukaryota; Metazoa; Arthropoda; Insecta; Coleoptera; Chrysomelidae
Source: the annotation of a GenBank genome assembly